AUGUACUUAAUUUUUUGUUUAGUGGCUCUGGUGUACAGUGAACAAAAUGUUUCAGAAUAUAAAGGUAUUCUCACACCUGACUGCACGCGAGCUUAUUACCGCAUAUUCGUCACACGAAGAGUUCCACCACGAAAUUACCAUUAUUUUCACGAGAAAAUUGAUCUCCAUCAAAAAAUUUCGGACAAUAGCCAAGGAAAAACUUUAGAAGAUGAUUUAAACUGGAGAAUUGUUGGAGGGAACAUAGUUUCCAUUGAGGACGUGCCUUACCAAGUGCUAUACGGUCGAUACUGCGGCGGCAGUCUGAUAGCACCCCAAUGGGUGAUAACUGCCGCACACUGCAAGGAUAAGGAAACAUUCGUCCUAGCUGGAUCUACUCGACGCAGUCAAGCCAAAAGUUACAAAAUCUGUGCACAUUUCAUUCACCCAAAGUGGAACACGAGUAAAACUCACAACCACGACUUCGACUAUCAACUCGUACUUUUAGAAACACCAAUACCAGUGACACCAAGUUCCAGGCCCAUAGCUAUAGGAAGUCUUGAUGACGUCAAGCCAGGCAGCAUGACGUCUAUAAGUGGUUGGGGUCAUUUGCAGUUUAAGAAGAGCAGAAUGCAAGACCUGGUUCGAAGAGUAAGCAUUCCUGUAAUGGAUGACGAAGAGUGUAGAACAUUGUCAAACGGUUUUUUUAAGAACAUCACACCAAGGAUGUUUUGUGCCGGAUACAGAGCUGGCGCCAAGGAUUCUUGUCAGGGAGACUCUGGUGGUCCAGCGGUGAUCAAUGGCAAGCUUGUUGGCCUGGUCUCUUUUGGAGUGGGUUGCGCGUUUCCCGACACACCGGGUGUCUACAGUAAGAUUCCAGUUGUGCGGGACUGGAUUAGAUCCAUCACAGCAUUACCUCUUUGA
Messenger RNA from Parnassius apollo (apollo), 900 nucleotides. The record is from the annotation of a GenBank genome assembly. NCBI's taxonomy places the organism in Eukaryota, Metazoa, Arthropoda, Insecta, Lepidoptera, Papilionidae.